Rotaria sp. Silwood1 is the source of this 843-nucleotide messenger RNA. Lineage: Eukaryota; Metazoa; Rotifera; Eurotatoria; Philodinida; Philodinidae. The record is from the annotation of a GenBank genome assembly.
AUGUCGUACGGUAUAAAAUUUUCAAUUAUUGUUGAUAAUGAUUGGUUUGGUUCAACAUCAUUUAUUCCUGUCUUACGAUUACUUGAUACUGAAAUAGAAGUACUCGGUCUCACUGUAGUAGUUGGUAAUAUUUGGUUAGAUCAAAUGGCAUUAGAUGCAUUACGUUUUCUUGAAUUGGGAAAUCUUAGUAAUAAAAUUUCUGUUUAUAAAGGUGCUACAUAUCCAUUUUUAAAUAAUCCAUUUCAUCCUUCCGGUGGAGAUCCAACACAUAUUGUACUGUCGGCUUUACCAGAAGGUCUUCCAACGACAAAACUACAAACUAUGAAUACAAUUAAUUUUCUCAUCGAACAAAUUCAUAUGUAUUCUCAUCAAGUUUCAAUAUUAACACUUGGACUAUUGACAAAUAUUGUUUUAGCAAUAAGGUUAAAUUCAACAUGUGCAAGAAAUGUUAAAGAAAUCGUAAUACAAGAUGGUUUCUUAGAUAGAAAUCUUGCUCAAAUUACUGGUUCGUUACUUCAAGCCGAUUUAAAUUCUGAUUUCAAUAUUCUCUUUGAUCCUGAAGCUGCAUCAAUUGUUCUUACUGCUGAUUUUCCUUCCUUUGUUCUUGUUGGUCGAGCUGCAAUGAUGGCUACUGUUAAUCCAUCCUAUAUUGAUAGUAUUACUACUAAAAUUAAUCCAUACACAAAACUCAUUGCUAAGUACUAUCCAAGAAAUUUACCAAUGUGGAACGAAGCAACAGCUGCCAUUCUUACUCAUUCUAAUCUUAUAAUUGAUACUGUUUAUGCACUUGCCGAUGCUGAUAUUGCCUAUAAUGGCCCAUUUUAUGGAACUAUUCAUAUUUGA